GGUUUGUAACGUGACGGGAGGACGCACUGUAAACGCGUAGUGACGUACUCAACGCUCGGCUCCACUGGCUGUUUAUUGUUGGAGCAGUUGCAUUGACCAGGAUGCUAAAACUACGCUGUAAGACCAAAAAUGGGAGCCACAUAAUGCAAGGCUUGACUCACCAAUCAUGUGUGCAAGAAUUGAAGAGCAAAGUGGAGGAGCUCACUGGCAUACCGUGUGAUGUGCAGAAAAUAAUGGUUGGUUACCCUCCCUCCAGCCUGGAUCUUCGAAAUGGAGAUGCUCACCUCAAAGAUUACCCCAUCAAAUCAGGAGACACACUGAUUGUUGAAGAAGAGAAGAACAAACCAAAACCUCAGGAUAAUUCCACUGUGAAUAAACCCCCUCGCCUGGACGCCUCUCCUCUACUGGCCCGCAGAGUAGUGCCCGCAGACAACUCCUGCCUCUUCACCAGUGUGUAUUAUGUGGUGGAAGGGGGCAUGUACGACCCCGCUUGUGCCCCUGAAAUGCGUCGCCUUAUUGCUCAGAUUGUGUCCAGUGACCCUGACAUGUACUCUGAAGCAGUCCUGGGCAAGACCAAUGACGAGUACUGCACCUGGAUUAAACGUGACGACACUUGGGGCGGGGCCAUUGAGGUGUCUAUAAUGUCCAAGUUUUACCAGUGUGAGAUCUGCGUGGUGGAUACUCAGACUGUGCGCGUGGACAGAUUUGGCGAGGACGCUGGAUAUAACAAACGCGUGCUGCUAAUCUAUGACGGCAUCCACUACGACCCUCUACAGAAAGAAACGCCCGGCUCAGAUGCCCCACCCCAGACUAUCUUCUCGACCACAGAUGAUGUAAUCCUUGCACAAGCCCUCGAGCUGGCAGACGAAGCUCGCCGCAAGCGCCAGUUCACGGACGUUAACCGCUUUUCCCUGCGCUGCAUGGUGUGUCAGACAGGCCUGGUGGGGCAGAAGGAAGCGCGUGAGCAUGCCAAGGAAACAGGCCACACCAACUUUGGGGAGGUGUGAAGCACCCUUUAGUUUUGAAUACAACCGCCACUAACUCUAUGUCGACGUGUGACAGUUUUUAAGAUCCGUUUGCUUGUGUGAUCCUCUACCUCACAUUGUUCACUGAAAUUGCAGACAGUGUUCAGCCUCUGGCCUGUUCAGUAUUCUACAUUAUUACAAAUAAAUUAGCAAAACCCCAUCACCAGUAUUUUGUUAUAAGACAUAACGAUCAUGGAAUCUUCUCAAGAACUAAUUGUUCUUUUUCAGACUGAUUAAAUACUGGAAGUGACAAGUGACAUCUCACUUUACGUAGGGACAGUUAUCUAGCACAGUCAUUUAAGUCUUCUACUGCUCAAUAUAAUACAGAAUAAUGUUUUUUUUAAAUUAAUAAUUAGCAUAAAAAAGAAUAGAGGAAACAUUUGCUGUCAUGCAAAAACUGUAUUGUUGCAUCCCAAGUUUAAAUACACGCACAAGUCUUUAACCCAUCAGUAGGGUAUACCUUUUAUUGGUUGUCAUCUUGACAACUAGGUGACUAGUUUUCAAACAGAUUUAACUCUGCAGCAGUGCAUACUUUACAUGAUAGCUUUUAAAAAAAAUAAUGGUGCUUUAUACAUUUUGUAUUACUUUUUGGAAUAAGUAGGCCUUUCAUUUUUAGGCUUUCAACAACCAUCCAUUUCUUUACUAGUGAAAUAUUUCUCUUACAUUGUCAUGAAAAAUUACAUUGACUUCUCAGUGAUAUUGUUAUAACUCAGUACACAACUAUGACUUUUGCUUGUUGGUGAAUACAGUUAUUAGUAGUAGUAUGUUGAGUGUCCAGUAUUUUGGUCUUAAACAAAGCAUGUUCACCUAACUACAACUGGCCUUGACAACACUGCAACGUGCACUUAAAAUCACAACUAUUUAAUAAUGCUUGGGUGUCAUCAUGAUAAUGUACAGUACACUGCUGCCUCACCAUGUGCAUAAGUGUGUGUGUGUGUGUGUGCUGCCAAAAAUGUAAUGAUUUUGAGUGGUGAUGAGUGAAUAAAAUGAUACAUUUUUAAUUUGAAUGUGAACUAUAAACUAUACAAGUUCUCUAUUCUGUUACUAAAGUUGUUUUCGUAUAAUGGUUUGAUUAUUACAACUCAAGGCUGUGGAAAAUGACAGACAAUAACAAUGAAUGUUCAACACAGAGCACUACAAAACCACUGGAGUUACUUAUUCUGUCUUAUUAAAAGCUAUAGCAAGUGG
Boleophthalmus pectinirostris (great blue-spotted mudskipper) is the source of this 2213-nucleotide messenger RNA. RefSeq names its product YOD1 deubiquitinase (gene yod1). Lineage: Eukaryota; Metazoa; Chordata; Actinopteri; Gobiiformes; Gobiidae. Gene Ontology annotation, cellular component: cytosol; nucleus. The record is from RefSeq and is a predicted model, not a curated record. Gene Ontology annotation, biological process: protein deubiquitination; endoplasmic reticulum unfolded protein response. Gene Ontology annotation, molecular function: cysteine-type deubiquitinase activity; protein binding. The transcript is spliced from 3 exons. Bases 102 to 1007 code for a protein of 301 amino acids.